AUGCCUUCAGGUCCUAAGAAGAGAAAAACUGCCAGGAAAAAGAAAGAGAAGGAAAACAAAAUCAACACUUUAACCAACAACCCCCAAGGAAGUGGUUAUUUGAAGUCAAUAGACGAGAAAGGAAGUGAUGGUGGUGGUGAGGGUAAUUUUCCUGCAUAUCAUGAACAUGAUGAUCAGCAUAAUCCAUUCAAGGAUGGAAGUGAAGAGCUGGUAUCUGCUGCUCAACCACAUGCUUCUGAUGUUGGGUCCAUGAAAGAAGUCUCUGGUGAUGUCAAGAUUGACCAAGUGUUAGGAGGAAAAGAAGAUUGUGUUGUUUUGGUAGAGAGAUGUUUGAACUCUGAGGAGAGUUCUAACUGCAAAAAUAUAAUUUUUGAGCACAAUGAGACCACCAAGAACUCGGAGAAUGGAAAUUGUAUUUCAGUCGAAGAGGCAAUUAUUUGUCAAGAGUUUCUUAAGUCUGUGUAUGAGGAGACUGUAAAUUCAGCUGUUGACACUUCUUUUAAGUCAGUUAAGGCUAUGGCGGCUGAUUCUGAGAUAGAAAACAGUGACAGUGGAAGUGUAGUACUAGAGAAGUCAAUAAUCCAUUCUGUAGAAGUGACCAAUCUCGCUAUGAAGAUAAAGGAGGAUAAUAUAUGUCCCUUAACCAAUGAGAAUGUGACAACAUUAAGUAUGGAGAAGCCUAAGCCAAAGGAAUGUGAUAGUAAAAUUUUAACUCCAGUGUCUGCUAGUCCUUUCACUAAAUUUACCAAUGGUGCAGAACAUGUCAAGGAUUGUGAUCCCGCAGAAAGUUCCGAUUAUCAGCCUCAUGCAGCAUUGGCUCGAAAUGUGGCGCAAAAGACCUCAUGGUUGAGUUGCUGUGGACUGUUUGAAGUUCUGUCAACUUCAAAUAAAUAA
Molecule: messenger RNA, 894 nt
Organism: Sphenostylis stenocarpa
Lineage: Eukaryota; Viridiplantae; Streptophyta; Magnoliopsida; Fabales; Fabaceae
Source: the annotation of a GenBank genome assembly